AUAUUUCAACCGGUACUUCCGGUAAAACUCGAGUGUCAUGGAAGCUCAAAAAAUAUUUUGUUUACGUAGUAGAUUGUUAUUAAUAUUCGUUAACACUAAUCACAUCCGACAAGAUUGUUAAAGUAUGGACCUAUUUGGUGAUUUGCCGGAUCCAUUGGAAUCAACAAGUACUGGUAGUUCUACUAUAUCAGUGGAAUCUAAAAAUGGAAAGAAAAGAACAAGUCUUGAUGAAGCGCUUGUGGAAGAGAAGAAGAUUAAGUUUGAUGAAAAAAGGAUAGACGAAACAAAAACCUAUAAAAAAUAUAAAUAUAAGCUAAAAGGUUGUGUAUCUGCUCAGAAAGGUGAAAGAGAAGAAAUGCAGGAUGCUCAUAUUCUAUUAAACGACUAUACUAACCAUAUACCCCAUCUACACCCAUCAAUUUCAAGACUGGCUUUAUAUUGUGUAUUUGAUGGUCAUGGUGGUUCGAGAGCAUCAAGGUUCGCUUCCAGCCAAUUGCACAUAGUUCUGAGGGAUACCUUUCCCAAGGGUGAUGUUACCAAUGUAGAGAAAGAAAUUAGAAAAACUUUUAUUGAAACUUUUAAAAGUCUGGACGAAGAUUUCCUGCACAAAGCAUCAAAAAAUAAACCAUCAUGGAAGGACGGAACCACAGCCGUGUCAGUGUUAGUUAUUAAUGAUACUAUGUAUAUAGCCAACCUUGGUGAUAGUAAGGCUAUAUUAUGUAGAUAUAAUAAAACCAGUGGUAAAUAUACAGCAUUGCCACUAACAACGGAUCAUAGCCCCAGUGUGUAUGAAGAAAGAAAACGAAUACAAAAGGCCGGUGGAACUGUUAGGGAAGGGCGUGUGAUGGGUGUAUUAGAAGUAUCACGAUCAUUAGGGGAUGGUCCGUAUAAAAAUCAUGGAGUUUCUUGUUUACCAGAUAUAAAAAGAUGUCAGCUGACAGAUGAUGACAGAUAUUUAAUGGUGGCCUGUGAUGGUUUAUGGAAAAGUUUUACAAUGGAAGAAAGUAUCAAGUUUGUCAAUAAUAUAUUAGAUACUGGUGAAGAAUGUAAUUCAGCUAUCCAGUUUGAGACUGCCUGUACUAAAUUAACCAGUGAAGCCGUGUUACGAUUAAGUGGUGAUAAUGUUACCGUUAUUUUAACGUCAAUUAAAUCCUGAUUCUAUUGACCAUUGUUACAUAGGCCAUACAAAAAAUAUAUAUUCUGGUUGUCAGGCAAUCUGGGAGCAAUGCCGAAUUUACCUGGGAACAAUGUCGAAUUUACCUGGGAGUAGUGCCAAAUUUACCUGUAGGCUUGUUAGGCUGAAGCCAAGGGUCUCAUGAUCUGUCAAGAGAGAGAGACGGGGUUUAAUGUCCACUCGACACAAACUACGUCAUUUCAGUACUAACAUAUGGUUCAAUUUAUUUCAAUAAUUCGCUUGCGUGAAGGGAUCUGUUGAAGCAGUGGAAGGAAACUGGAAGACCCAGAGAAAAUCAUGAUGUUGGACAGGAGACCCUACUGGUUGUCACGUACAACCGGGGAAUCGAAACCACGCCAGUUGACUGAAUGACAUACAUUAAUGAUGCAGGCGCACGUACUAACCAUUUGGCCAUCCCCCCCCCCCCCCAUCCCGCUCAUGAUCUGUAAAAAUCCUCGGCUUAACUCAAUUGUGUUCAAAAUACACUUUCAUUGUCUUCUUCUAAUUGUGAAGAUAAGGAUAUUGGGAGGCUCUGUAUACAGCCUUUCCUCAUGAUCUGUCAUUGAGUCAAGUGGCAUGGUUUCGAUUCCCGGCUUGUAUGUGACAAGGAGUAUGGUCACCUGUCCUCCGGUUUCCUCUCACUGCUAAAGACCCCUAUGUGCAAAUGAAUUAUUGAAGUAAAAUUUAACCAUGUUAGUCCGGAAGUAACCUAGUUUAUGUCGAGAGUGGACGUUUCUCUCUCUCUCCAUUCUAAGUGACACAUCAGUAUCUGAAAACCAUUGUUUUAUAUUAAAUGGCCUUAUUGUACGACUUUCUAUUUAACAUGUCAACUAUACAAUAAAAUAAAUAUCAACAAUAACAUAACUUGUAU
Molecule: messenger RNA, 2045 nt
Organism: Patella vulgata (common limpet)
Lineage: Eukaryota; Metazoa; Mollusca; Gastropoda; Patellidae
Product: integrin-linked kinase-associated serine/threonine phosphatase 2C
Exons: 10
Coding region: 125-1156 (343 amino acids)
Biological process (GO): protein dephosphorylation
Molecular function (GO): cation binding; protein serine/threonine phosphatase activity
Source: RefSeq, a predicted model, not a curated record